AUGUGGGCCGGCCGAAUCACGAGUUUCUUCCGGAAGGUCGGCACGAAGGGCCGUUCGAAAGACAGCGUGGUUGGUGGCAUCAAGCAGCCAGAGCGGCAGGCCACCCAAGACUGGAUGCGGGACAUUUCGCACAGCCUCUCGGGCAUCGGUUUCAGCUGGUCGACUUUCGCAGCCACUUCGUCUGAGUCGGCCGCAGCAGAGGGCCUUCGGCAGAAGAUCCUGAUCCUUUGCACGGAUCAGGAGGCCACUCAGCUGGCGGCCGUGAACUACUUGAAGUUCGGUCGUUCGCUGUUCGUGGAGCACGUCAACGACCCGGCCCACCGUAGCCACAACGACGUCCACCUGGCGCUCGCGGCCAGCGGACUCCUGUCGUUCAGCCUCAUGUCCAUCGGGUUGUACAACGUUCGGUACGGCCCAUGGAACAAGGGGACGUGGUUCGGGAAGGUCCAGGGCAUGGCGGACGAGAUGUCGUUGUCGAUGAGCAGUUCGGACCCGUUGCUGCUCGCCUUCUUCCCGGACAUUCUGGCAGACGAGGGCCGUUCGCCUGACGAGAACACCGAGGAGCAGCGACGUGCGUUUCUGGACUCCCUGCCGAACCGGCCGUUCGUCCGAGCGAAGGGCAGCAAGGCCUCUCCCUCUCGCUUCAACAGCCUCACGACCGCCCACUCGGAGCUCGACCGGGACUGGUCGGCCUUUUGUCUGGUGUUGGCCACUCUCUGCGUCGCCCAAGGUUGGUGCAAGAGUGCUGCUGAGCUUUGGUCACCCGAUGGCACCAGCGUCGGGGACAUGGAGCUGCGAACCCGGGAGUCCACCGUGCAGUACUUCAGCAGCUUCGCCCACUGGUCCUACAUGACCACGGCUCGCGAACACGUCAGUCGACUUUCGGACUUGGCAGGCUUGGAGAGGCUCGGCGUGGACCUCUCCCUGGUCGACCCCGACGGCUCGGCGGACAACAAAGAGGCUGCCGUGGUUUGGCAGGACACCGUCUGUCGCAGACUAGCGAAACUGACACACUGCCUCUUGCGGUUUCGCUGUGGCUCGCAGUUGAACUCCACAAACGGUUGGGGCUCGACGGCCGGUCUGUUGCACGAGUCCGGUGCUGCUCGGGUCUCCAGCUUGCGGUUCCUUGAGGAGGUGGACAAGACCGUCCGGACUGUGGCAGCCGAAGGGUCCCUCGAAGCGAGGAAGCUGCUCGAGGGCCACCCGGCGACCGGGCCGGUCUUCGCUUUGGCUCUCGCAGAGCUGCGAGCUGGGUCGUUCGUCGAAGUGCCGCCCGAGACGUUCGCGUGGCUGAGCCAUGCCUGGGGCGGCCUGCUGAACUCCAAGCUUGUCGAGGUCGAGGUCGUGGAGCAGGAGGCUGCAGAGGAAGACUUGCUUGCUGGAGUCAGCAAGUCCCGAACGUGGUCGUCCCCGACACCCGACAGCGAGCAAGACAAGCUGGCGGCCUUUUCUGUUUUGGCGAAAGUGGUUCGCGACAAGCUCGACUGGUCGUUCGUAGAGACGGCCUGGUGGGCGUCGCUCGCCCCCGAGGGCCACGGGGUGCUCUUUGCUGGUCUCGACCCCUGCUACGUAGUCCGAACCUACGGUCGAGCUGCUUUGGUUUGGCCAGCAGUUCUGGAGCCGCUCGGAGACGGCCACGAGAGGCUCGUUCUGAAGGCCGAUGCCAGUUCGCUCUGCUGGCUGCACCUGCAGGACGAGAACGUGACGGUUCUGGAACUGGUAGCCACUUCGCCUCAGCGUCUCCUGGAUUACCCACUUGCCUACAUCACUUUUGUUUUUUUGGGCUUGGGGAAGCUAGUGGGGGUGGAUUUAUUUGAGCUUGGUGCCAGAUCCUUGGGCGAGCGUCGGCCGGUCGGAGUCUCCUUCAAGGUUGAGGCCAAGCGAACGUUGCUCGAGCAUCACGAGCAACACGGCUUUGCAGGCGUUCCUGAAUGGGCCUUGAGAAGACUGGCGACCUACAAAGGCUGGACGUUCGAGGCGGAGGAGACCGGAAUCGAAGAGGAUGACCGCCUGGCCAUCGCCUGCAUGCUGUCGCUCGAUGCCUCUCUGACAAGGGAGGAAGUGGUCGGUCGGCUGCUUAGCAGGCAGGAGGAGAAGCGAGAGGCCAAGGCAGCAAAGGACUUGGCGGCCGCUGUCAAGCGGUGCUAUGCGGACUGCAACGAGAACGUCGACCGGGCGGUGCAGGCCACCAUGCCGAGGCACGUCAAGGUCUAUCGCGACGACAAGAACGGCCGUUGGAAGAUCUCCUACAGUGCCCGUUGGGCUCAUGCCUCUCGGAGCAUUUCGUGGACAAUGGUGGGCAGCAAGGCGGCUGGCUCCGAAGUCAUUCGUCAAGCGUGGAAGUGGGUCGCCACUUUCGAGGGCCUGGACAUCACAGCGGAGGCACAGACGAUCCUGCAAAAGCUCGAGGCGUGA
Symbiodinium necroappetens is the source of this 2415-nucleotide messenger RNA. The record is from the annotation of a GenBank genome assembly. NCBI's taxonomy places the organism in Eukaryota, Dinophyceae, Suessiales, Symbiodiniaceae.